Molecule: messenger RNA, 1940 nt
Organism: Triticum aestivum (bread wheat)
Lineage: Eukaryota; Viridiplantae; Streptophyta; Magnoliopsida; Poales; Poaceae
Exons: 1
Coding region: 606-1739 (377 amino acids)
Molecular function (GO): protein binding
Source: RefSeq, a predicted model, not a curated record
GACUUCGGAGCCGGCGCACCACCGCACAGGCAUGUGAAGUGCGGCGUGGCGCCGCGGUCUCUAUUAUUUUUCCACCGGCCACGACCACCGCACCAUAUCGCGCCACCGCCGCGCACCGGAAAACGUUGCUCAUAUCGCGGGCGCCACCGUUUCAUUCCGCGGUGAUGCGGUGUCGGCUCACGGCUACGAGAGAAACCAGAACGAAUCACUCGAGCCCAAGUCCAGCUACGUGUCACGACCUAGCUGAGCCCUCCCUCGACGGUUAUCACUUAUCACCACACAUCGCGCAGGUUCUCCUUUGCUGUCGACUGAUACACGUCGGCGCACACGCGGGCUCCAAUCAUUCAGGCAGUAUUUCUAUCCCUGCCUGCCGACCAGCGGACCAGGUACCACCCGACCCGAGUAUCCUCAUCCAACCGUAUUACACAGUUGGAGAUCUAUUUAUAGCCCAUCCAUCCCUUCUAAUCUUAGCAUUACAUUACAUUCCAUCUACAUCCACCGUCAUCUUGUCUGAAAAUUCGUAGCAGUGCUGCUUCUUCCUCUGAUAGUCCGAUUCCCUCGACUCGGUCAGUAUUGAGAGCGUACGUGCCAACAAGAAGAAUAAUAUGGCAAUCCUCAAGAGUUGUUCCGUCGACAGCGACGCGAGUGCCAGGGGCUUUGUUCCGGAAGAGAUCGACCUGGGCGACGACGUGCUCGCCGAGAUCAUCCUGCGCCUGCCCCUGGAGUCCGUCGCGCGCUCCAGGUGCGUCUCCAAGAACUGGUGCGCCGCCAUCGCGGACGGCUACCUCCGCUGCCGGCUCCCCCUGCACAUGUCCAUGAUCUGCUUCCCCGACGACGACGGCGCGCUUGGCGGCGGCGGCAGGCCCGUGUACGCGUGCGCCGGCGAGGGCCGCCGGCUCGAGGUCCGGGACCUUAGCUUCUUCGCGCUGCACGACAGCGUCAUCUUCUGCGACGGGUGCAACGGCCUGCUCCUCUGCCGCGCCCCCGGCUCGCCGGAGUUCUACGUCGUGAGCCCGGUGACCAGGAGCUGGGUGGCGCUCCCGAGGCCGGCCAAGGACGCGCGGCUCUCCGUGCUGGCGUUCGACCCGCUCGGCGGGCAGCACUACCACGUGAUCAACUUCACCGGGUGGCGCGACCGUGGAGCGGCGGUGGAGGUGUUCUCGUCGGAGACGCGGGCGUGGGCCGCGCGCGACGUGGAGUUCGGCGGCGUCCUCGCGGGCUCCCUCUCCGGCUCGGUGCACUGCCACGGCGGCGCUGUGUACUUCCUCGCCUCCGACCCGGACUGCGUCGUCCGCAUGGACCUCGCCGCCGGGGCCGGGCUCGCGUGCACGGUCAUCGACCUCCCCGAGCCGGCGGACGGCGACGGCCGCGUCGCGCACUCCGGCGGCAGGCUGCACUACUUCUGCAGCGACGGCGGGCUGCUCAAAGUCUGGUCCCUCGAGGACGACCGCGCGCGCCAGUGGUGGCGUCUGAAGCACGCCGUGAGAGUCAGCGACGUCGUGGACGGCGGCGGUGGCGAGGUGAGGUUCCUGGCGAUGCACCCGGAGAAUCAGGCGGUGGUCUACAUAUGGUCGCCGUGGAAGGUCGUCGAGUACGACCUGGGCAAGCGAGAGAUCACCGGCGCGGCGUGGGAGUUCGGCAAGGGCGCGAGGAACCGUGUCGUCAAGACGUGGCUCGUCCCGUCCUCGUGCUACCUUUCGGAUUGCUUUGCGGACGAUGGUCCGGUACUGGCGCGCUAAAUUGAGGUGGGUAUGGAGCGGUGAGGUCUGAGCCGUGCCUAACCCAUCGAACCGAGAUUGAAUGAAUCGCUCCGUGGGUUAAUGCACACUGGACGCAGCGAUCCGAUGGUCAACGUGGCUCCAUCCAUUUCCUCCCCUAUUUUUCUUAUUUGUAAAUAUAUUUUACUUAAUGUAAAUAUAUUUUAUAUUAGAUGGAACACU